AUGGCGGGCAGCCACAGCUCCUGGCUCACAAUAUUUCAGAUCAAGCACUCUGAAACUCCAUUUGCUGAAGGAAGCAGACUGAGCGCCAGCUCUCCUAACUUGGUAGCUGCCUCCUGUGCUAGUAAACUUCAGCAUUUUAUAGGGGGGCUGUUGUCUGGAAGACACAGAAGGUCAGGAAAGCGCACGGAAGCUCCCCAUCAUCCUUACCACGGGCACUCCCACACCUACACUUCCAUCCUUUCCCCGAAAAAAAGAGACAGGCCUCUGAGCAGCCCCGAGGAAGGGGAGAAGGCGAACACCCCACAAAGUGCACCGAGGGCAGUUAUCUGCAGACACGGCUUCGGGGGUGCACACACACAAAGAUCCCCAGACCGCAAACAAAAGCGAGCCCGUCGCCAGUUCGCAUUCCCCGAACCGCCGAGUCCGGCACAGCCCCGGGUGGGCCCCUCCCGGCGCUGCCCCGGAGGCCGCGGGGAGCCGGGGGGGCAGAGCGCAGAAAUCGCCCUCUUUACUCCCCGGGCCCUGCCCCAGAGCACACGGGAGAGGCGAGGAAGCCCCCGGGGCUGUGCCGGGGGGCAAGGCGAUGCCGGGCCCCGGUGCCCCGCCGGACGGCGAGGCCGUCCCGGCCGCGGGGGUGGCACCGCCUGCAGCCGCUGGCGGAGGAGGGCUGGGGCUUUGAGUUCACCAUUUCCCCGUCCCCUCCCCUGCCCCCCGCGGGCACGACAGCCAUGGCCCCUCGCCCGGCCUGCGGGAGCCCCGCCGUCUCUCUCCUGUGGAGCCUCGGCGCUGUCGAGCAGCUGCCAUUACUCGGGCCAAGACCCGUCCUCCAAGCAGGCAUCCCCCUCCCCAGCGAGGAAAUGCGGCGGCGGCGGGGGUCUGGACCCUUUCUUGUUGCAGAGGGAAAAUAUGGUGCUUAUCCAGCCGUGCUACAUGAAAAUUUCUCCUAUCAUGAAGUCUAACUUGGAGAAAUGACAGAUAAUGUUUUUGAAAGUAGACACUCACCUUGAGCAACAGAAACUAAAACACAGAGAAUCAACGGUCUGUCUCAGAGCUGUCAGUACAUCCUCAGCUGUAGAUCACAGAAGAAUAAUUUAAAUUGGAAGAGACCUUUUGAUCACUGAGUCCAGCUGUUAGCCAUACUUGCACUGCAGGGCAAGGAAAUACAUAUUAAUACAAAAUACAUAACUUGAU
Molecule: messenger RNA, 1191 nt
Organism: Pyrgilauda ruficollis (rufous-necked snowfinch)
Lineage: Eukaryota; Metazoa; Chordata; Aves; Passeriformes; Passeridae
Product: collagen alpha-1(I) chain-like
Exons: 4
Coding region: 1-972 (323 amino acids)
Source: RefSeq, a predicted model, not a curated record